Alternaria burnsii is the source of this 2124-nucleotide messenger RNA. RefSeq lists its product as uncharacterized. The coding region runs from base 1 to 2124 and encodes 707 amino acids. Lineage: Eukaryota; Fungi; Ascomycota; Dothideomycetes; Pleosporales; Pleosporaceae. The record is from RefSeq and is a predicted model, not a curated record. The transcript is spliced from 3 exons.
AUGACUUUCUGUGAUACAUGUCAGUCCUUGCCGAUUCGCAAUAUCUUGAGGCUUCUUCAGGGCGAUACAUCCGUACACGACAAGUUCCAGUGGUUUCGACUGCCAUGGGCUGUGACCAACAGAGAAGACGAGUAUCCAUUUGUUAGAUGGCAUGAGAGCCUUGCCGGAUUACAGGAUGGGGCCAGGAACUGCGCUUUCUGCCAAGUCAUCUCCAGCCAUCUGAGCAGCAGCUACCAUUAUCAUAACAACUACAAGGACGGCGACAUAAGAAGCCUAUGGCUACAGGCCCGAGCACUCCCACACGUAACUGUGUACCUGGGAAACACAAAGCCAGAAGUGCGUCUAAGUGGAAACUUCUGGUACAACACAACUCCAGAUAGCUCCGUAGCAGAGUGCUUUGACAGGCACGAGAUCAUCGAGGACUCAUUGCACCCCUACGUGCUUGGCAAGAUGGCAACAUGGGUCGAAGAUUGCAACAACCACCAUCCAAAAUGCCAACGAUCAACAAAUAGCGAUGCUCAGUUGCCCACACGCCUCUUGGACCUCCAUUCACUACCGGAAGGAAAUGACUUCGAGGGUGUCGCAGGUGAUCCACGUGCCCUGCUUACGGAUGCAACACUCAAGCUUGUGGAGAAUGGUCCAGAUAGUCAAGGCCAAUACAUCGCAUUGAGCUAUUGCUGGGGUAAAGCCCUGCCAUAUACUACGACCUCUACGAACCUGAAAAAGCAUACAAAAGACGGAGGCAUCAAAUACAUGCAACUUCCUGAAACUCUUCGAGACGCGAUAUUUCUCACUAGAUAUCUAGGCAUUCGCUAUCUUUGGGCAGACUGUCUGUGCAUCGUUCAAGACGAUAAAGCUGACUGGGAGAGAGAGGCUUCUCGAAUGGCUGGUGUAUACAGUAAUGCGUACUUGACUCUUGCUGCUACGCGUGCGAGUCACUGCGGCGAGGGCUUUUUGCAUGCGCGUAAGGCUAGAGAACGUCGCGUCGUCUCCUUCGCAGAUGACGAAGGGUCGUUUGACUUGUAUUUUUACUACGACGACUUGACCAUGUCACCGGGGGCUAUGGAAUCGAUAGUCGAUGAGUCAAUCACUAUGCGAAAAGAAGAACCUCUUCUGAGCCGAGUCUGGGUCCUGCAAGAACGUAUACUAGCGUCCCGCACGAUACAGUUCGCUAGCUACAAGAUGACAUGGGAAUGCUCGGAGAUGAGUAAUACCGAAGAUGGAUUCCAAGAUUCAGUCCGUAGAGAGAUCUUUUUGGAAAGCAUUGCCCAUGGACUCAAGAGCUUGGUCGAGAACUUGGAGAACGUACCGCACAUUGAGUCGACGAGACGGAGUCAUCGUCACCAUGACGUUAUGGCUUCUGAUCUAGAACGAAGGGCAUGGUUCGUCUUGAUUGAGGAAUACACAUCCCGGAACAUGUCUUUCCAAUCCGACAAGCUGCCCGCACUCUCUGGCGUCAUCUCGGCACUGGAAGAGCUCACUGGAGAUAUCUGUGUCGCUGGCAUAUGGAAGAACUGGUUCUUGCAGGGUUUGCUAUGGCGCUUGCAACAACCCGAAUGGGAUAUGUACGUCUUGUUCCCAAAGCCACCACAGAGAGCUAUACCUUGGAGGGCUCCAACCUGGUCCUUCGCAUCCGUCGAGGGAGUCGUGAUAUACACACUUCUCGAAAAUGAUCCUGGCGUGGGGUUGUGUGCAGAACUGCUAGACUGCGACGUCACGCCCAAGGGAGUCAACCGGCUUGGGGAGUUAACGAAAGGAUUUGCAAGGAUAAGAGCACCGGUCGCUGCUGUAUUUGACAUAGCGCCGCAGCAAUCAAGUGAAAGCAGAGCGUGUAAGGUUCGCAUGACAGACGACAGGCUCGCAGAUGGGAGUGUGUACUUCGAUAUUGACGUGUGCGAAUCUUGUGAAGUGGUCAUGGUUACUCCGCACACUGGCAUUGCGAUCAUACCGGUGAACGUCGCUGAAUCGAUUUACAGAAGAGUGGGAGCACUUUCGGUGUACAGAGUCAUCGAAUCGACGAGCAAGGAUUGCGAGCCCGAGAGUCCGGAACCGUUCAACCUCAACCGCGAUAAGUCGCUAACCGCAUCUCACUACCCAAGUCCAACAAUCAUCACCCUGCUGUAG